Molecule: messenger RNA, 1449 nt
Organism: Paramecium sonneborni
Lineage: Eukaryota; Ciliophora; Oligohymenophorea; Peniculida; Parameciidae
Source: the annotation of a GenBank genome assembly
AUGCUUUUAGAAUUAAGAUUAGAAUAAUAAAAGAAAAUAACAUAAUAAUAACUAACCUCAGCUUUUUAUACAUUUGAAAAUUUGGUUAAAUAAGCUUAAAGUUUAAAAUUACCAAAAAAAUAUUUAAAUGUUAAAGAUUAUUUAAAAGAAAAAUCAAAAAAAAUUAAGAUUUUAAAAUCAAAUCAAGUUUAGGAGAAAAACCUAUUCAAGAGAUUUGUUUCUCAAAUUGUGUUUAGAAAUAUCAUGUUAUUUUUAACUUCAUAAGAUAUCAAGUAGUUAAGAUUGACAUGUUUCUUCACAAAUUAUUUAAUAGAAACUAAUUUAGAAUUUUUAUAUUAUCGUAAAAUAUAAAGGGCUAAUUAUUUAGAAUAAUUAAAUAUAAGCGAUUUUGAAUUACCUUAAAUUCCACAAUUAAGAAACAUUCCAAAAUUAUUAAAAAAAUUAUUAAAAGAAUUAUAAGGAAAAGUGGUUUCUAAUGGAAAAAUGACUAAAAUUCCUGAAGAACUAUUAUCUUAUUUAACUUUAAUUCUUGAUCUUCAUUAGAAUGAAACAAGUAAAUGUAAUUUAGAUUAAAAAAAAAGUUAUUCAUCAAAAUCUGAUAUCAUAAUAAAAGCUAUAAAAUUUAUAUCAUCUAAAUCCUUAAAUUGGUAUGGAUUAUGUGAAAAAGAUAAAAGAAUUUUAAAGAGCUUUAAAUCUAAAAAGUAUGAAAAAAAUGAACUCAUUUUAGGGUAAGAAUUCAAUGAUUUAAAACAAUAUAUUCUAAAUCUUUUAAGUUUUACUUCACGUUUAGAUUAUUAAAUAAUUUGUGAUGCUUUUAAUAAAGAUUAAUUAAUUAAAAAAAAUCAAAUUUAGUUGAAAUUUUUAGAAAAUAUGAUAAAAUAAAUGAAAGCAAAAUAGAACUAACUAAGUAAAAUUUCAGAAUUAGGAAAUUUGUUUUUUAAAACAAUAUUAUCAUAUUGUUCUCUUGAAGACAUUAUAAAAAGCAGAUUAGUAUGUGAUAAAUUUAAUCAAGAAUUUAAAAAAAAUGCCAGCUAUCAUUAUUAAAUUUCAUAUUCUAGAAUAAAAACUAAUUUUGAUCUGUGUAUGACUGAAGAUAUAUUUUUAUAAAAGCCUAAAGGAUAAAUUAGUUUGAUGGAAUUUUUUUACUGUAUAUAAAAAAAUGUUGACUUAAAUAGUAAUAUAGAUACUAAAGAUCUCUUAUAAAUAAAUUGUUCAAAAAUAGCUCAAUUCCUUUUUAAAUCUAAAACUUUUAAUGACCUUUAUUUCACCUGUCUAGAUUUCUUAAUAGAAAGAUUAGGAAUGGAUAUUUUCCUUCGAAACUAUUAUGAAAAUUUUCUCAAGAGUUUGGAAAAAGUAUAAAAUUGCUUAUCAGAUUAUUAUAUUCAAAUACCUCAUUUUCAGAAGUAAUUACUAUAUUUAGAGAAUAAUUGCCAUAAAGAAGAAAUUUGA